This is a messenger RNA of Lolium rigidum, 1158 nucleotides long. Its product is annotated as serine/arginine repetitive matrix protein 1-like. Lineage: Eukaryota; Viridiplantae; Streptophyta; Magnoliopsida; Poales; Poaceae. The coding region runs from base 23 to 865 and encodes 280 amino acids. The record is from RefSeq and is a predicted model, not a curated record. The transcript has a single exon.
GCGAGAUGAUGACGAGGAGGAGAUGGGCAUGAGGUGCAAGCGCCACCCCUUCCAGGCCGGCGGCGGCGUCUGCGCCACGUGCCUCCGGGACCGCCUCCUCGUGCUCGCCGCCGCGCAGAACGACGCGUCCUCGCCGGCACCGUCACCAGCGCCAGCGCCUCCUCCUCCCGCGGCCCCGGCGUUCCCGAGGUCCGUGUCGCCGUACGUGUCCCGCAGGAAGUCCGACUCCUCCAGCGCCGCGCUCCGGAGCCACCACCCGAGCCUGCUCUUCUUCCGCACGCCGCAGGUCGGCCCCAGCGCCCCGCUCGAGGAAGGCGACAUCGGCUACCACAAGCGCCGCGCCGGCAAGUUCUCCGUGCUCUCCACGCUCUUCGGCAACCACCAUCACCACCACCACAGAUCGGACGAAGACAAAGCCAAGGACCCCAACAAGAACCGUUCUUGGCUGGCCGGGAUCAUCCCGCGCCGCCGCAAGAAACAGCCGGCGCUGCCCCCGUCCCCGCCGCCGAGGCGCUCCUGCCGCGCGGUCAGCAACCGGGGCCUGUCACCUGAGCGGGGCAGCAGCGGCGACGACGAGAGCAGCUCGCCCUCCGGCGGCGACCCCGACCCGCCGUGGCGGCCGACCCCUUCGCCGAUGCGGAAGACGCCCUGCCGGCGCCGCCAGACCAGCGGCGGCAUGCCGUCGGGGCUGGCCGUCUGCCUCAGCCCGCUCGUGCGGCCCAGCCCCGGGCGCCGCCGCCGCGCCGCCCCGCAGCCGCCCGACACCUUCUCGGCCGAGCUCCGCCCGUCGCCGCUCCACGCCGCCGCAGCCUCCGUCCCGCGCUGCCGCUCCAGGAAGCUCGCCGACGGCGCUCGCUUCCGGUGAUCUUCUCCGUUUCUUUUUUUCUCUUUGUUUUUUUUUAUAGUGCUAUAGUAUGAAUGAUCUUUUCUUCCCGCGCGCGCUCGCUGUCACGCAAUCCCAAUUACGACCGCCUCUUGGUAGCUUCUUCUGGAUUUACGACGACUUGUCCAUUCGUGAAGAAGAGAAAUCACUCCGUUGACAUAUACUCAUACUAGUAGUAGUAGGUUACUAGUGUGCUCAUACAAGUGCUUUGAUUGUCUGUACAGCUAGCUGUCUGGUUCUGAUUUGCAAAAAAGAUUCAAGUAACCCCCAAUCUC